This is a messenger RNA of Pipistrellus nathusii (Nathusius's pipistrelle), 1635 nucleotides long. The record is from the annotation of a GenBank genome assembly. NCBI's taxonomy places the organism in Eukaryota, Metazoa, Chordata, Mammalia, Chiroptera, Vespertilionidae.
AUGGAACCUGGACCUGAGCCCAGCCUGGUCUCACUUGCAUACCUUGAACAGAGUAUCUGUCAGGCACGCGCGGCUGUGAUGGUUUACGACGAUGCCAAUAAGAAGUGGGUGCCAGCCGGAGGCUCCACGGGGUUCAGCCGAGUCCACAUCUACCAUCACACGGGCAACAACACCUUCCGCGUGGUGGGCAGGAAGAUCCAGGACCACCAGGUGGUGAUCAACUGUGCCAUUCCUAAAGGGUUGAAGUACAAUCAAGCUACACAGACCUUCCACCAGUGGCGAGACGCUAGACAGGUGUACGGUCUCAACUUUGGCAGCAAAGAGGAUGCCAAUGUCUUUGCAAGCGCCAUGAUGCAUGCCUUAGAAGUGUUGAAUUCGCAGGAAGCAGGGCCAACCUUGCCUAGACACAAUUCACAACUACCUGCCCAAGUGCAAAAUGGCCCGUCCCAAGAAGAAUUGGAAAUUCAAAGGAGGCAACUUCAAGAGCAGCAGCGGCAGAAGGAGCUGGAGCGGGAGAGGCUGGAGCGAGAGAGGAUGGAGAGGGAGCGGUCCGAGCGGGAGCGGCUGGAGCAGGAGCAGCUGGAGAGAGAGAGGCAAGAGCGGGAGCGGCAGGAGCGGCUGGACAGGCUGGACCGCGAGCGCCAGGAGCAGCGGGAGCGCCAGGAGCAGCUGGAGAGGGAGCAGCAGCUGGAGUGGGAGCAACGGGAGCGGAGAGCCACCGCUGCCCCCGCCUCUGCGGAGACCCCUCUAAACUCUGUGCUGGGAGACUCCUCUGCUUCUGAGCAGCCAGGCUUGCAGGCAGCCUCUCAGCCGGCCGAGACGCCAGCCCCACCGGGCAUUGCCUUGGGACCACCUGCACCCCCACCCCCUCCUCCACUCCCCCCAGGCCCUGCCCAGGCUCCAGGGGCACUGCCUCCUCCCCCCGGACCGCCCCCUCCUCCUCCACUGCCAGCCUCGGGGCCUCCGCCUCCCCCUCCGCCACCCCCUCUCCCCAACCAGGCGGCCCCUCCUCCCCCGCCGCCCGCCCCGCCGCUCCCCGCCUCUGGAUUUUUUGCGGGAUCCGGGUCCUCCGAAGACAAUCGCCCGCUGACGGGACUGGCAGCGGCCAUCGCCGGAGCAAAGCUUAGGAAAGUGUCCCGGAUGGAGGAUGCCUCUUUCCCGAGUGGGGGCAGUGCCGUCGGUGUGAACUCGGCCUCAUCCAAAGCGGACACGGGGCGUGGGAACGGACCCCUCCCUCUGGGGGGCAGCGGUUUAAUGGAGGAAAUGAGUGCCCUGCUGGCCAGAAGGAGGAGGAUUGCGGAAAAGGGAUCAACCAUAGAAGCAGAACAAAAAGAGGACAAAAGUGAGGAUGCAGAGCCCGUCAUUGCUAAAGCCUCUUCCACAAGUACACCUGAACCAACAAGGAAACCUUGGGAGAGAACCAAUACCAUGAACGGCAGCAAGUCCCCCGUGAUUUCCAGACCAAAAUCCGCACCCUCGUCCCAGCCCAGUGCCAACGGAGUCCAGACCGAGGGGAUAGACUACGACCGGCUGAAGCAGGACAUUUUAGAUGAAAUGAGGAAAGAAUUAACCAAGCUAAAAGAGGAGCUCAUUGAUGCAAUCAGGCAGGAACUGAGCAAGUCCCACACCGCGUAG